This is a messenger RNA of Amphibalanus amphitrite, 3095 nucleotides long. RefSeq names its product sucrase-isomaltase, intestinal-like. The transcript has 3 exons. The record is from RefSeq and is a predicted model, not a curated record. Gene Ontology annotation, biological process: carbohydrate metabolic process. Gene Ontology annotation, molecular function: alpha-1,4-glucosidase activity; carbohydrate binding. Lineage: Eukaryota; Metazoa; Arthropoda; Thecostraca; Balanomorpha; Balanidae. Bases 84 to 2792 code for a protein of 902 amino acids.
AGUGAGCGUCCCAGCCCGGCGGCGGACGGUCGUCCCGGUCCCGGUCCGCGCCCCUCCGUCCGUCCUCUGCCCGGUGACCGGUCAUGGCCCGUCUGUGGACGCUGCUGGCGCUGCUGGCCGCCGCCGUCUCGGCGCCGCUCGAGUGCCCGCUGCCGGACGGUCCCGACUCGGCCGACGAGGCCACCUGCGGCCUCUACUCGGCCUGUGUGUGGGAGCAGGGCGGCUGCCGGCUGGCCGACCGCGUCGGCUACCAGCUGCUGGAGCCGCCGCACGUCAUCCACACGGGCUACGAGCUGCUGCUGGGCCGCCGGGACAGCGAGGUCACCAUGUUCGGAGACGACGUCGAGCGGCUGACGGUCACCGCUGUCGAGUACGACGACAACAGGAUGGCGCUGACGUACCGGGACACGGACGCGGCCCGGUACGAGGUGCCCGUCGAGCUGGACGUGCCGCCGCUGCCCACUCCGCCGCCGUCCGAUCCGCAGUACGCCAUCACACUGACGGCCACCGAGGCCGGCCAGACGUUCGGCGUCCAGGUGACGCACCGCCAGCGGCCCGUGAUCACCUCGCGGCCCGAGCUCAUCUACGGAGAUCAGUUCAUCGAGGCCACCUUCCUGCUGGGCGCCAGCGACCUGUACGGCUUCGGCGAGAACAACCACGACAGCUUCCGACACGACCUCGAGGCGGGCGUCACAUGGCCCAUCUUCGCCAACGGUCAUAUGCCUGGCGAUGAGAUCGAAAACUCGUACGGAGUACACCCAUUCUUCCUUGGAAUCGAAGACGACUCCGGGAGCAGUUUCGGCGUGCUGAUCCUCAACAGCAACGCAAUGGAGUACCGUCUGUUCCUGCUGGACGGCGUUCCCGCCCUGACGUACCGCACCACGGGCGGCAUCCUGGAUCUGUACCUGUUCUUUGGCGACUCGCCGCUGGAAGUGCUGCAGCAGUACCACCGCACCAUUGGGCUCCCCGUGAUGCCGCCCUACUGGGGCCUCGGCUUCCAGCUGUGCCGCUGGGGCUACAAGAGCGUCCAGGACAUCAGGGACGUUCGCCAGCGGAUGAAAGCAGCCCAGAUCCCCCAGGACGUUCAGUGGGCAGACAUUGACUACAUGGAUGGUAGUAGAGACUUUACAAUUGACCCAGUCAACUUCAAAGAUCUCCCAGAUUUUAUCAGUGAACUUCACGAAGAGGGCAUCCGUUUCGUGCCCAUCUACCAUCCUACGAUUGCCGCCGACUUCGAAACUUAUGGACCCGCUGACCGUGGCGUCGAGCAAGACGUCUUCGUAGGGUGGCUGAACUCUUCACUGGUUCCCGAGAACCAGUGCGAGGGCUGCAAGGACUACAUAGUCGCCAAGGAGCGGACCAGCGCGCCGGGCCUGUUCCCCAACUUCUUCGCGAACCGGACGCUGCAGUGGUGGAUAGACGAGAUCCGCCGGUUUAUCGCCGUUGCCGGAGGACCAGACGGGUUCUGGAUUGACGUGAACGAGCCCGCUGCGAUCAACACGAACGCCAAAGGCGGUCUCCAGUGUCCGCACACGCCGCUCGACUACCCGCCGUACCCCACCCGGUUCGUCAGGUCCGCCUUUAACCCGAGCGGCACCGUGGCCGACCAUACCAUAUGCAUGGCGAGCGUGCACGAGGCCGACCUGGACGGCGCCGCCACCUCGUACUACCAUUACGACGUGCAUAGCCUGUACGGCUGGAGCGAGAGCCGCGCCACGCGCGCCGCCGUGCGCGCCACCAUGGCCGGCCGGCGCAGUCUGAUCGUCAGUCGGAGCACGUUCGUCGGCGCGGGCCGCUGGGCCACCCACUGGACGGGCGACAACACCGCCAGAUGGAGCGACAUGAAACGGUCCGUUGUCGGUAUCCUGGAGUUCAGCAUGUUCGGCUUCCCGCACGUCGGCGCAGAUAUCUGUGGCUUUGGAGGUGACACCAGCGAACACCUCUGUCUGCGCUGGAUGCAGCUAGGAGCGUUCUACCCAUUCAGCCGCAACCACAACGCAAUCGAGAACAUUGACCAGGAUCCGGCCGUGUGGCCGUCGGUGGCUGCGGCGGCGCGCGACGCGCUCGGCCUCCGCUACCGGCUGCUGCCCUACCUGUACACGCUCUUCUGGCGCGCCUCCGAGAUGGGCGAGACGGUGACGCGGCCGCUGGCCUUCCAGUUCCCCUCGGACCCGACGCUGCGCGGCGUCGACACCCAGUUCCUGUGGGGCGACGCCGUCAUGGUGGCGCCCAUCCUGGACGAGGCCAGCAUCACGUCCGUCCACGUCACGUUCCCGGCCGGCCAGUGGUGGGACCUGCGCUCGGGCGCGCUGGCCUACGACGCCGACCACUCGGGCGGCGUGCUAUACCAGGUGGCGCUGGACGAGAUGAUCCCCGUGUUCGGCCGAGGCGGCGCCGCCGUGCCCACGCAGCGCAACGCCACCACGACGGCCGCCAGCCGCGCCAACCCGUUCUCGCUGGCGGUGUUCGGCUCCCAGGCGACCGGCAUGCUCUUCUGGGACGACGGAGAGACCACGGACACGUUCAAGGACGGCAGCUUCUACCACUGCCUCUUCCACUUCAGCGACAACACGCUCGACAUCCAGGUGACGCACAACGACACGCAGUGGAUGCCGGACCCGACGCUGUCCGAGAUCUCCUUCUACGGAGUGCCGUCGGAGCCGUCAUCGGUCAGCGCUGAUGGAGCUCCGCUGCCGGCCGACAGCGUGGUGUACGAGCCGGCCACGGGACUGCUGACGGUGCACACCAAGCUGGGCAUGGAGGCAGACCACCGGGUCGUGCUGAAUUAUUGACGAGACAUAAUCUCGUAUGUUAGGGACUUUGUAGAGGAGAUUAUGUAUGUAGGUAAUCUUGUAUGUAGUAAGAUUAUGUAUGUAGGUGAUGCCUACGCCUAAUCAGGGGAUGUGAAAAAGAAAAUGGUCACUCCAAAGCCUUAUAAACUUAAAUUACGUUUUAAUUAAGGCAUAAAUGAUUGCAUAAAGCUGUUAGAUAUUGCUGUCAUGCCUAACCAGGUAUCAAUGUGUCAUGCAGAAUUUAGUUUCCUGAACAUCGGGUGUUAGAAUGAGCAUCGCGCAAACAACACAUUGUUAUUUUUA